AUGAAGCGUGAUUUCAACUCUACUGAGCGGCUCAAAAAGAAGCUGAAAAAGAUACGUGAAAAACAAAGAGAACAGGAAAAGGAUGCUGUCACUGAUUUACCAGAGUCGACUCCAGGCACGGGACUAGUACUUGAAGGACUUUUCGACGAGCUUCCCAUUUCUGAACCGAUCAAAAAAGCUUUGAGGGCAAUGGGCUUCACUAAAAUGACCGAAAUACAACAGAAUUGCCUGCCACAACUCCUGGAACAUAGAGAUGUUAUGGCGUGUGCUAAAACAGGAAGCGGAAAGACCUUGGCGUUCAUUAUUCCGGUUGUGGAGCUUAUGCUACAGUUGGGUUUGCAACCACGCAACGGCACAGGGGCGGUGAUUAUUUCCCCCACUAGAGAGCUAAGCUUACAAACAUAUAGCGUUCUGAGGGAGGUCACCCAAUUCACAUCUCUCCGUAUAGGCCUCAUCAUGGGUGGAAGUAAUCGCCAAACCGAAGCCCAAAAUUUGGAGAAAGGUGUAACAAUUUUGGUAGCGACUCCCGGAAGACUUCUUGAUCACCUAACGAAUACGAAAAAUUUUCUUCGUCACAACCUUAAGGCCCUUGUGAUUGACGAAGCUGACAGGCUAUUGGAUAUUGGUUUUGAGGUUGAAAUGCAUCAAAUUAUCCGUCUUCUUCCAGCAGUAAGGCAAACUAUGUUGUUUUCCGCAACCCUCAAUGAAAAAACACGUCAUCUGGCUAAAAAUGCGCUUAAAGCGGAUUGUGUGAUGAUCGGUAUCAAAACUGAAGGCGAAGCCACGGUCGAGGGUUUGGAACAGGGAUACGUUGUUUGUUCCCCGGAUAAGCGUUUCUGCUUGUUGUACACUUUCAUCAAAAGAAAUAAAAACAAAAAGAUCAUGGUUUUUAUGUCGUCGUGUAUGGAGGUGAAAUUCUAUUACGAAUUACUCAACUUCGUGGAUACACCUGUGUUGGCAAUCCAUGGACGUCAAAAACAGGCCAAACGCACCAGUACGUUCCUCAAAUUCCUCAAAGAUGAAGCUGCGGUACUACUAUGCACUGAUGUUGGCGCUCGCGGAUUGGAUAUCCCGAAGGUAAGCCAUGGUCCCAAGGGUCUGGUUGCCGAGUACCAUCACUGA
This is a messenger RNA of Echinostoma caproni, 1122 nucleotides long. The record is from the annotation of a GenBank genome assembly. Lineage: Eukaryota; Metazoa; Platyhelminthes; Trematoda; Plagiorchiida; Echinostomatidae.